This is a messenger RNA of Sorghum bicolor (sorghum), 688 nucleotides long. RefSeq names its product cysteine proteinase inhibitor 8. Bases 89 to 460 code for a protein of 123 amino acids. Lineage: Eukaryota; Viridiplantae; Streptophyta; Magnoliopsida; Poales; Poaceae. The record is from RefSeq and is a predicted model, not a curated record. Gene Ontology annotation, molecular function: cysteine-type endopeptidase inhibitor activity. The transcript has a single exon.
GCUUCGUUCGCCCCGACAUGUCCUCAUCCCCGCACGCGCACGUCAAACGACACGAUCCAGCACCUCCCAAAGACCCAAACCAAACCCCAUGGCUACUACGAGAGCUCUUCUCCUGACGACGACUGCGGCGGCGCUGCUGCUCCUGCUCGCCGGCGGCGGAGGCGCGGCGGCGGCGCGUGGGCCGCUGGCGGGCGGGUGGAGCCCGAUCAGGAACGUGAGCGAGCCGCACAUCCAGGAGCUGGGCGGGUGGGCGGUGACGGAGCACGUCAGGGUGGCCAACGACGGGCUGAGGUUCGGCGAGGUGACGAGCGGGGAGCAGCAGGUGGUGUCCGGGAUGAACUACAGGCUCGUCCUCCACGCCACGGACGCCGACGGGGACGUCGCGGCGUACGGGGCCCUGGUGUACGAGCAGUCGUGGACCAACACCCGCGAGCUCAUGUCCUUCGCGUCCGCCAACUGACAAGAACCAGCGGCUCCACGUAGUCGUUAUCGACGAUCGGCGACACUACUGGAGUUGGAGCAACGUCUAGUUCCAGCAAUAAUAUAAUGCAAUAUUACUGUAGUAGUAGUAGUAUACUAUAGGACCCCUCCUAGCUAGCAUGCGGACAUGCUCUUGUGAUCUUGUCUCGGGUCCAGACUUCAAUAAAGCCAUCUUGGCAUUAUAUGUACUAUACAAAAAAGAUUAUCA